GGAGCGGAGCCGCUGUUCUCAGCUGCAGCCAGGAUCUGCCCCCGGCCCCGCUGGGAUCCAGACAGGCUGCAGAAUGUUUUGCUCCAGCUCAUCCCAGCCUGGCGUGGGACAGGGAAGAGAAAUGGCUGCAGUGGAGUCAGUCCAGGGGCCGGUGACCUUCAAGGAGAUGGCUAUGUAUUUCACCAGGGAAGAGUGGGCUCUGCUGGACCCCACUCAGAGAGCCCUCUACUGGGAUGUCAUGCAGGAGAACUAUGAGACUGUGACCUCGCUGGGCCAGAGAAUAACAUCCAUGUUUGGCUGCAGAUCAUCUCGUCCUCCCAGGGGCAAGGAAAUGGCUGCAAUGGAGCUGGCUCAGGGGCCGGUGACCUUCAAGGAGGUGGCUGUGUAUUUCUCCAGGGAAGAGGGGACUCUGCUGGACCCCACUCAGAGAGGCCUCUACAGAGAUGUCAUGCAGGGGAACUAUGAGACGAUGGUCUUGCUGGGUAAGGAUUCCUGUCCCUUCUGUUCUUGGAAGGGGAAAUGAAGAGUGAAGGUUCAUGCCACCCCCACAAUGCCAUCUGUACCCUGUCCUGUUUCAGCAUUACCCCAAUAGGCCAGUAACAUACAUACUACCAGAGACCCUCCUCUGCUGCAGAACACUUUGGGAACAGAGCACAGGAGCAGCAUCACACAAUGUCAAA
Messenger RNA from Gopherus flavomarginatus (Mexican gopher tortoise), 680 nucleotides. RefSeq names its product zinc finger protein 560-like. The transcript is spliced from 5 exons. The record is from RefSeq and is a predicted model, not a curated record. Gene Ontology annotation, biological process: regulation of DNA-templated transcription. Bases 74 to 523 code for a protein of 149 amino acids. NCBI's taxonomy places the organism in Eukaryota, Metazoa, Chordata, Testudines, Testudinidae.